Molecule: messenger RNA, 1065 nt
Organism: Triticum dicoccoides
Lineage: Eukaryota; Viridiplantae; Streptophyta; Magnoliopsida; Poales; Poaceae
Product: DNA oxidative demethylase ALKBH2-like
Exons: 4
Coding region: 74-847 (257 amino acids)
Biological process (GO): DNA alkylation repair
Molecular function (GO): ferrous iron binding; broad specificity oxidative DNA demethylase activity; cytosine C-5 DNA demethylase activity
Source: RefSeq, a predicted model, not a curated record
UCCUAGCCGCCUCUUCCAGCCACCCGUCUUCGACCCUCCGUCCACCGCCGCUUCGUUUCCCGCCGCAUCGCCAAUGGCCUCGCGGCUCCGGCUCGGCCAGCCCAGCCCGAACCCCGGCCCCAGCCCCAGCCCCAGCCCCGGCGAGGGGAAGAUAGAAGAAGGAGAAGGGAGGAAGCCGGAGCCGCGGCGAGAGGUGACGGAUCUGGGCGGCGGGAGCGAGGUGGUGCACAUCCCGCGGUUCAUGGCGCGGGAGAGGGCGUGGGAGCUGUUCGAACACCUCGACAAGCGCAUCCCGUGGACGCGCCCCACCAUCCGCGUCUUCGGCCGCUCCGUCGUCCAGCCCAGAGAUACCUGCUAUGUGGCAGAUAAAGGGCUAACAGAUUUGAGGUACAGCGGCCAUCAGCCUCAUGCGCAUUCUUGGGAUGAUUUCCCAGUGCUCAAGGAUAUCUUGAAAGAGGUCCAUGAAGCCCUCCCAGGAAGCCACUUUAACAGCCUGCUGCUGAACAGAUACAAGGGAUGUUCAGACUAUGUGUCGUGGCACGCCGAUGACGAACCCCUCUACGGGCCUACCCCGGAGAUCGCGUCCGUCACAUUCGGGUGCGAACGUGAGUUCUUGCUGAGGAAGAAGCCUGCCAACACACAAUCACAAGCUGCUGGUGAAUCUGGGGAAACGGCUCGGAAGCGGCUCAAGGUCAGCGCCCCUCAGCAGCAUUCGUUCCUCCUGAAGCAUGGCUCGUUGCUCGUGAUGAGGGGCUACACCCAGCGGGACUGGCAGCACGCGGUGCCCAAGCGUGCGAGGGCGGCCUCGACGAGGAUCAACCUGACUUUCCGGCAUGUGUUGCCAUGAACAUGGCCAGUUCGCUUGGUCUCCCUCCAGUUUUGCGCAUGUGCCCAUUGCGUGCAGUGUGUAGUGGGUUUCCUGAUAAUGCUUUGAACUUGCUUUAUCCCCCUUCCCACCUCCUGUAAUCUCUAUCGAACUCUGUAUUUCCGUUAUGCCAAAGUAAUGGAAAAGGGGAGUAGCCCAAAAUGUGCAACCUGCUACAUUCUUUCUGUGGACCAAAUGAA